GCGCGAGGGCGGCCGCGCCUGUGACCUCACUCUUCCUCUGUGACUCUGUGAUUUGAUUCUUCCUGCACGGCUACGCGACCCCGCGGUGAGUUUCCUGAAUGCCCGAAUCUGGACGUGUUUGUGGAGAUGUGCGGGUCUUUCUUGCCUGCUUGACACGUGGUUUCGUGCCACGUGUCUCUCCGGUCUGUGUCAGACAGCGAGUUCGUCCUUCGCACAGCCCUUCCCAUUGCCGAGGCGAUCCUUCCACUGCUCUGCAGAACGGCACCUUUGCUGUGCGGCAUGAACCCUAAUGUUGCUGCACACAUCGUCGCGCACACCGGCUGUGAUGCGGGAGGGGUUGGGGGGUUGGAGUGUAGCGGCCAUCGUGGAAUGAAGUGAUGAGAUGCGGCUGUGAGCGAGGGGGGGUAAUGUACUUAAGCAUUCUCUCAUCCAUCAAUGGGUGUUUUGAGUGGAAACACCGUCUGAGUGUGUCGAGUGAAAACACACCCCACCCGCUGAUCCGUACACUAUCAAGCAUGUGAGCAACAUAGCUGGGUGUUUUGAGUGAAAACACCGACUGAGUGCUUUGAGUCGAAACACCAAACAGCCGUUCUGAAAUGGCGAGUGCAAGGAUUGAGUCAGUAGGUCUGUCAGUCAGGGGUUGACGUCUACGUGGUGAGGUUUGGAACCUCUAACCUGGUUGUACACCUAUCACCAUGGUUGAGACCCGCACUGGGAAGGAGACUAGUCCCUACACCCCUGAGCAGCAAGCGAAGAUGACCGCCAUAGUGAAAGAGAAUAGGGAAAGGAAAGAGCGUGAGAAGCAGGCGAAGCUCAAGGCUAUCGUAGACGAGCGGGCGACAAAGAUGAAGGAAGUGGAGGAGGAGAUGAAGAAGAAGGAGAAGGCUGCUGAAGAAGAAGCGGCAGCAGAAGAAGAAAAGGAGAGAAUGAGGAUUGAGAGUGGAGAAGGAAGCAGUAGUGGCACGAUGAAGAGGGAGUCAGAUAUUGAGAUGGAGAAAAAGAUCAGUGAGUGGGUCGCUAAUUUAUCGUUGGGUGAAGAGGAAGAGGCGGAGUCCUACGUGACUGAGGAUGAGAGGGCGGCGCUAGCCAGUGAGCUCGCAACAAUGACAGAUCCUAUGGAAAGGCGAGAAAGGGAGGAGGAGCAGAAAUUGGCAUGGAAGUUGAGGAUGAAGCGAGAGAAGAAGAGGAGGAGAGAGCAAGUGAGUAGAAUGACUGCAGAGGUGGCGAAGGUGCAAGCAUGCAGGCAAGAGGUGAUGGCCCAGCCGGAUGAUAAGGCAAAGUGGGACAAAGUACAGGGGUACCUGGAGGUGUUGAGCAAGGCCUGGAUGGAAGAGCGCCAGGCCAGCUGGCGCCAAGAUGUAGCCUUGAAUGCCAUGCGGUCAGGGUUUAGAGACUUUGCGCGCGAGAUCGUCACCCAUAUUGGGGGCGAAGUCAAACAGUUGAGAGACAAUGUAGGGAAGUUUUGUGAGGGCGCCAUUCAGGGUGCCAAAGCUGUAGCCGCUGAGGGAGAGGCCAGACCCCGUAAGGACCCAGUGAAACUUAAGUUCCUAGAUGCCUACGGGGGAAAGAAGGAAGAAAACUUUGACAACUGGGAAGCCAGUGUCAAUAGUUAUAUUUACCGGCUGCAUAUCCUAAUGGAGGAACAAGUCCUCGUGGCCUUUCAGGCCCUCAAAGAUGACGCGGCUAGUUUCGCUAGGUCUCUUGUGCGUACAACCGGUUGUGAAAACAACCUGGUUGCAUAUUCCAAAGUCACCCCUCUUUCCCAAUUCCUCAAGCUCCUCAAGGAGCGUUUCGCUGACCCAAUGCGAGGCAUAAGAGCCUCUGACAAGCCCCAAACGAUCCACUCACGACAAUGGAGGAGUGCCAAGGCACUCAAGGGUACCAUGGACGACUUGGUAGCCGUCCCGGACCAUGGGGUCACUGAGCCCCAUUUGGUCUUGGAGAAGCUUAGAGAAGCUAACUUCAAGAUCAACGCGAAGAAGUGCGAGUGGGCCAAGACGCAAGUCUUGUACUUGGGCCACGUGUUGGACGGAGAUGGCAUUAAGCCAGAGGACAGCAAGAUCACGGCGAUUAGAGACUGGCCGACACCCCGCACAUUAACAGAGUUGCGGUCGUUCCUAGGCUUAGCUAACUACUAUAGGAAGUUCGUGAGGAACUUCUCCACUAUCGCUGCCCCCUUGCGCAGACUGCUAAAGAAAGAGGCAAUCUGGCAAUGGGAUAAAGAUUGUACGUCUGCGCUCAAGAAGUUAAAGCUCGCGUUAAUAGAAUAUCCUGUCCUCAAAGUAGCAGAUCCGUCCUUACCAUUUGUCGUUACCACGGACGCAAGUCAGUAUGGGAUAGGCGCCGUGUUGCAGCAAGACGACGACAAUGGUUAUAGACCCGUAGAGUUCAUGUCAGCGAGGAUGCCCUGUGAGAAGGUUGCUACCUCCACGUAUGAAAGAGAACUCUACGCUCUCAGGCAGGAUGGAGGCAAGCAGCGGUUCCUCUUGGAAUUGGAGUUCGUGCAGUGUUUGGCCAAUCCUGCCUACAUCAACUAUCUGGCGCAGAAUCGGUACUUUGACAAUCCAUCGUUCAUCAACUACCUCAAGUAUCUGCUAUACUGGACCAAACCUGAGUAUGCCAAGUUCAUAGUAUAUCCGCAUUCUCUCUUCUUCUUGGAGAUGCUACAAAGCAAACAGUUUCGCACAGCCAUUGCCUUCCCCUUUAACAAGAUCGUUAGCCUUGCUCAGAUUGGCGAUCUCGUCCUGCUGCAGAUCGUUAGCCUUGCUCAGAUUGGCGAUCUCGUCCUGCUGCAGAUCGUUAGUCGUGUGCGGAUCAAGCUGCAAGCUGUUCUGUUCAUUUCUGUUUUCGUUCUUUCAUUUUGUCAACCCCUUUAAUAACUUUUUAUAACAAAGCGAGGAUUCAUUA
Chara braunii is the source of this 2907-nucleotide messenger RNA. The record is from the annotation of a GenBank genome assembly. Lineage: Eukaryota; Viridiplantae; Streptophyta; Charophyceae; Charales; Characeae.